Ctenocephalides felis (cat flea) is the source of this 1655-nucleotide messenger RNA. RefSeq names its product protein brambleberry-like. Bases 72 to 1577 code for a protein of 501 amino acids. The record is from RefSeq and is a predicted model, not a curated record. The transcript is spliced from 9 exons. NCBI's taxonomy places the organism in Eukaryota, Metazoa, Arthropoda, Insecta, Siphonaptera, Pulicidae.
UUCAGUAGUGUAUAAGAUAUAUUUCAGUAGUGUAAUGAUAUAAGAGUAUCGAAUAAGUUUGUUUUCCAACUAUGAGGAAUUUUACUCUGGUUUUAUAUAUAUUUAUAAGUAUUUUAUUUAGGGAAAGUUCAAGUUUUAUGGAUUACAUUUGGCCAAAGUCGGAAUCCACAUCAUAUGAGGACACUGACAUAAAAUUGAGAAAUAUUCCAUUUGAACUUAAUGAAAAUGAUGAAAAGUUUUUGCAGCACGCUAAUGAAAUAAUGGGAUUAAAAACAUCUGAUUUAGAUAAAUGUUAUAAUAGGGUCAUAUUUAUUUUAAAAAAAUCUUGCCAUGAUUUAAAUAGUGAAGAGUUAGGAAAACUGGCUGUAUUGCUGUUAAAUUGCCAAUCAGCUAUCGAAGGAAGAGAAUUAUAUCCCUGCACCGAGAAUAUGUCACUAAAGGAUUGCACUUCUGAUAUGAAUCCAGAUACUUGGAAUGCCUACCAUCUGAUCACAAAUCGUGCUAAAGCUGUUUGUUAUCGUAUUCGACAAGAACAGUUUCAAGGACUAACAGAAAUUACAGUUAAUAAACUUAUGAACACAGCUCAAAUUCAAAUAAACAUGAUGAAUGAUAUAUCGGAAAAUCAGAAGCGCUUGGACGAUCAAACACAAAGAGCUUUGAAAACUAUUCAGAUACGGAACAUGGAGUUGAUGGAACAACAAAGAUUUCUUGCUCAGGGCCAAGCCGAGAUCAGAUCCGCCGUUGAUGGUAACAUAAGAACCCUGUUGAAUGAAAAAGCUUUAAUGAAAAUAGGACGAGCGAAAAUUACUGUAAUAAUGGAAAAAUUAUUGAAACAAAUUGAAUGGGCAUCAGAUCAACUGGAUACACACACACAACAAAGAUCUAAAGAUCACCAUGAAAUGCUUAACGAUUUACGUGAAGUACAUAAAAGUGUUGCAGAUAUUUCGUCAAAAAUAGAACAGUCGUCUUUAUAUCUGUCUGAACAGCAUGCCAAUGCAUUGGAAAAAUAUCACAGAACAAUAGAGCAGCUGAAGCACAUCAGUUCAACGAUCAACUUUCUGGACACUAUGUUGAAUAACACUCGAUCUGAAAUUGAUAGAAAACUCAGUAUACUGAAUAGUUUAUUCCUUGGAACUGGUCGACUCGCGAUACUGAAAACAAUGGAAAAAUAUGCGACAUGUACAAUAAAAAGUUUAAACGAUAAAAUUGCUGAAGGCAACACAUUGAAAUCAAACAAGGUAGAAGAUAUUGUCGACAGAUCUGGUAUUGAAAAUAAUUUUACAGCUUACUAUGCUUUAAAGGAUUCUCAUAGGGAGCUUUCAAAGGAAACUAAUUCAUUUUACGAAUUUGAUCAUUUAAAUUCAUUGCCAGAUUAUACACCUCCAGUUUCUAGAGCCGAGACUUCAAACUCAGGAUGUAAAAGAUUAACGCCAAGUGUAUCUGAUUUGAAUCGAACAUUAUGUGAAGCAAUAACUCGAAAAGGAAGUCUUUGCAAAAAUCCAGCUAUGCAUGGGAGGAUGUCAUGUGUACGCCAUCGAACUGAACAUCAAUCAGAGUUGAAGAGGGAAGAUUAUUGAGAAGUUUAAAGGUUGGCGUUUGUGAUAAUAUUAUUUAUUUUCUGACAAUUUGUUUGUAAAAGUUAUAUGAUUCUUCUU